This is a messenger RNA of Dichomitus squalens LYAD-421 SS1, 816 nucleotides long. RefSeq lists its product as uncharacterized. The transcript has 3 exons. Bases 1 to 816 code for a protein of 271 amino acids. The record is from RefSeq and is a predicted model, not a curated record. NCBI's taxonomy places the organism in Eukaryota, Fungi, Basidiomycota, Agaricomycetes, Polyporales, Polyporaceae.
AUGGUCGGCACAGUGAAACAGAAGCUCUACAUUCGUAGCGUCCCGCCUGGGAUGACCCUAACGAUCACCGAACUCAACACCUUGCCUCCUAACCCGCCGGAGCAGUGGAGGGCAGCAUUGUAUGUGAAUGAUUCGCAAGUUCAAGCGCCCAUCGUCGUAGAUCCAAGCAAGAAUUCCGGGUACAUCGGCGAGGUGAAGAUGUAUGGCACUCAUCCAUUCCCCAUUAAUAGUCCAGGGGCUCGUCUCGAGAUCAUCUUCAAGCUCACGGGUACUCCCACUCGCGCGCUCGACGAAGCCGCUGCAGAGAAGUUCAUCGCAGAUGGCCGUGCGGAGAAUCAUCUCCUCGAGGAGACGGUCACGGACGAGACCGUGGCUGAGAUAGGGCCGAUCCCGGCCGAUCUCCCAGCUGCUACACGGAUCGUUGAAGACUGGCCUGCCCCGAGCGCGGCGUUCGACAUCAAAGCCGAUGAAGAGGGCACCACCAGGGCCGUCUCCUCCCAGGACCAGUUCGGUCGCAUCAUUGUGGGGACCACCAAGUGGGGAUUGGUACAGCGUCCGGACUAUGCCGUCACGUACUAUCAGUGGAGCGACACGACUCCGAUCUCCCUUUCCUCUGCUAUCCCAGCGACGAUCAUCGGGAUGCCUGACCCCGCGCACGUCGUCGUCGGGUUCGACGCGGAUAAGAGAGAGAUAGGCAUCAACGCUACGACAUCCACGGAUGUGGCGAACACGAUGGCGAGCUAUGCGAUGCGAGGCAUACUGUGGGCGAAUGAGAAGGCGGCGGGAUGGGUCCUGAAGUUCUUCUGGCCUUUCUAG